This is a messenger RNA of Mesocricetus auratus (golden hamster), 1164 nucleotides long. RefSeq names its product serine rich single-pass membrane protein 1 (gene Ssmem1). The transcript is spliced from 3 exons. The record is from RefSeq and is a predicted model, not a curated record. Lineage: Eukaryota; Metazoa; Chordata; Mammalia; Rodentia; Cricetidae. The coding region runs from base 86 to 820 and encodes 244 amino acids.
AAGUUGUCAUAGGCCAUGGAGGGAAAUUGUUCCUGGUCACCUUCAUCCCUUUGAGCAUGUUUUGUUUUCUAAGCAAGAAGCUAUCAUGGGAGACCUUUUGUCCUUAUUCUGGGAGGUGGACCCUCCUCCCAUGCCCCUCAGUUUUGCCAUUCCGAGUCAGGAUGCCGAGUGCCGGAAAGAUGAUUCUUGUGGGACAAUAGGCAGUUUCCUGCUUUGGUAUUUCGUCAUCAUACUGAUCCUCGUGUUCUUCUCUCGGGCUUCUGUCUGGAUGUCUGAGAGCAAAAGGGAUGAAGACAGUGGAACAAGCUCCUCAGUGACUAAAGCAAGCAAAGAAGUUUCCUAUAAGCGACAAAGUAAAGAUGGGCCCUGGGACUCCUCACAAGUGAUGAAGAAACCAAAGCAGACCCAGAUCUCCAUGGUAACUGACUCUGAAGUGGCUUUGGUGAAUGCCUACCUUGAGCAAAGACGAGCUAGGCGCCAUUCCCAGUUCCACCGGGUGAAUCAGGCCCAGCAAGACAGUGACACCACUGAGUGUGACAGUGAGGAAUCUAACUCUGGAGUCUCCUCGUGGAAGGAGAGUGAAAGUGAACACCAUCCAUUGCCCACCAGUAUCAAGAGGAGAAAACCAGUGUCGAGGCCAAGAGAUCUGGAAAAUUACCAACUCAGGGAAAGGCCCUGCCUCCACUGCAAAGCCAUGAGAACCAAUGAGUGGCUGACACGCCACUUCCCGCCAAGCACCUCAGUAGCAGCCCCCGUGAAGGGAGAGACUCAAGAGGAGAGUUUGACACCUGGCAUCAACACAAAAUUAAGUAAAUUUUGAAUUUUGGUAUCCUUACCUUACUUGAAGUCAAAAGAAGGAGAUGAAUAAAACAUGAAAAUCAGAGUUGUAGGUGAGGAGACAUUUACAAUAAAGCCUCUUUGCUAACAACGAAAGUAUAAUUGGAACCCAAGAGGUCAAAUUUCAGAUAAAUUCAUUGUUCAAAACAAGGGCAGAGAAUUUUUUCAUGCCACCACAGGAACACAGAAGACUUAUCUUGUAUGAUCUUUUUUUUUUAAGUCAAAAGAGCCCAGGGCAGAUAGUCCAUACCCGAGGGUGUGUAUUUUGUUUAUGUCAAUGAUAAAAAUACGAAAGCUCUUUGAAAAUAUAUGUAUGUUGAGAAACCA